AUGUCACCAAUUAAAAAUGAUACAAAAACUUUUUUAGGUUUCGUUGACACCCCAAUUGAUAACAAGAAAAAAAACAAUAAUAUAAAUGAUGAUCAAAGCGAUUGUGAGAAUGAUGGAGUAUUUCCAUAUUUAACCAAAAUCGGUGGUUCCCCAAUUUGGUGUGCACAACCACCAAACCAUUUAAAAGAUAUAAAAUGUGGCAAAUGUUCAUCGUCAAUGGUAUUUUUAAUUCAAGCAUAUUGCCCAUUAAACUCAUUGCCCAACUAUGAAAGAAAUUUUUAUAUUUUCCUUUGUCCAAAUAACGAAUGCCAUUCAACUUCAUCAGGAUGGAGAGUCAUUAAAUGUUUAGAUCCAUUAAAAGAAGAAGAUGAAGACGAAGAAGCCCAAGAACAAACCAAACAAGAAGAAACUAAACCAAAAGAAGAAGAAAAACCAAAAGAUGAUUGGGGUAUUGAGGAUACUGAUGAUUGGGGUAUUUCAACAAACACCAAUGAAACCACUACAACUACAACAACAAAUAUUGAUCAGCUAUUAAAAAUUAGAGAUGAAGCAUUAAAAGAAGAAAAGAGAAAACUAAAAGAGGAACAAACAAAUAAAAAUAUAACCAAAUACGAGGAUGAUGAAUGUAAAAAUGAAGAAGAAAUAAUUUCGGGAUUUGUAUAUUCAGAUGACUCGAGCAACUACUUUCAACCAUUUAAUUUAUAUAUAGACGAGGAGUCAAUGUACAGCAAUAAUAACUCCAUUAAUAACACCUCAGUAAUGAAAAACUAUGAAAAAUUAGAUAGCCAAUUUGGAGAUGACGCUUCAGAAUGGUCAAAUGAAACCUAUGAAUAUGUCAAAGAUCGUAUUUUUAAUAAAUUUAUCAAAAAGAUUUCAAUGGCACCAGAUCAAUGCUUAAGAUACUCAUAUAACGGCAAACCAUUACCAAUGACUGAAGAGGGUGUUCAAUUAACCACAAAUCCAGAAUCAUGUGGCACUUGUGGAACAAAAAAGAUUUUCGAAUUUCAAAUUUUAUCAACUUUAAUUGCUCAAAUCAAAUUAAGAGAUCAAUCCAAAAAAAAUACUUUAGACUUUAGCAACACCUUUGUUUAUAGUUGUCCAAAU
Messenger RNA from Dictyostelium purpureum, 1104 nucleotides. RefSeq lists its product as uncharacterized. The record is from RefSeq and is a predicted model, not a curated record. NCBI's taxonomy places the organism in Eukaryota, Evosea, Eumycetozoa, Dictyosteliales, Dictyosteliaceae. The annotation marks the transcript as partial. The transcript has 3 exons. Gene Ontology annotation, cellular component: cytoplasm.